GAGGCUCUUCAUUCAUAUAAAUAGACAUCAAACGAUGGACUGUACACAACCCUCUCUGUGUUUACUCAACCCUCUCCCUGUUUACUCAUUCCACCCCCCCACACUUGUUCUUCUUCACAUAAAUAGCCCAUCCAGGAGGACUCUUUCUCACUUCGAUUCUGCAGAAACUACACACAGUUUUGAAACCUUUCCCCAUUUGGAGAUCUCCAUAUCUCUUCAUUCAUUCAGAUAACGAACAUCUCGACCAAUUUGUCCCCCACUCUUUCCAACUCGGACAAAUGGCAGACCGAGUCCACCCGCACAACUCGCCCCUACCAGGAGCCGACGAAACCUCCUCCGAGACCUCUGAGACGACGCUCAAACCCUCCACGCCGGACUCCGAUAAGCCGGUCCCUCCGCCCGGGACCUACGUCAUCCACAUUCCCAAGGACCAAGUCUACCGCGUCCCCCCACCGGAGAACGCUCGCCGCUUCCAGAGCCUUACUCGCCGCAAAAUCAACCGCCGCCCCUGCUGCCUCUGCCUCUGCUGGCUCCUCGGCCUCCUCGUCGUUUUCCUCAUCCUCGUCGGCAUUGCCGCCGGCAUAUUCUACCUCGUCUUCAAGCCCGAAUCGCCCAACUACUCCAUCGACGCCAUCACCGUAAGCGGCCUCAAUCUCACGGCGGCGGCGGCGACAACCACGUCGGUCCUGACGGUCUCGCCGGAGUUCGACGUCACCGUCAGAGCCGACAAUCCCAACGACAAGAUCGGGAUCUACUACCGGAAAGACAGCUCCGUCGAGGUCUACUACUCGGACGUUCGGCUGUGUAACGGCGUAUUGCCGGUGUUUUACCAGCCGUCGAACAACGUGACGGUGUUUCGGACGGCGUUAAAGGGUUCAGGGAUCGAGUUGACGGGCACGAUGAAAAACUCGUUGGUGCAGGCGCAGAAGCAGGGGGAGGUACCGUUGGAGUUGAAAAUAAGAGUGCCGGUGAAGAUCAAGGUGGGGUCCGUUAAGACGUGGACGAUAACCGUUAAGGUGGACUGUGACAUAACGGUAGAUAAGUUAACGGCGGACGCCAAGAUUAUUUCAAAGGAUUGUGACUACGGUGUGAAGCUUUGGUAGAAGAAGACGUGUCUGAGAGUAUGUUAUGUCGUUUUUGGUGCUAGGAUUUAGGAUACAUGGGGGGGGACCCACAUCCACAUGGGUCACUUUUUUUCUUUGUUUCUUUUUUAUAAUCUUUUUCUUGUAUUUGUGAUUACUUCGUACCUUUUUUAUAGUUAAUACAAAUUACACAUGGAUUAAACAUUAAUAUACA
This is a messenger RNA of Corylus avellana, 1296 nucleotides long. Its product is annotated as NDR1/HIN1-like protein 13. The record is from RefSeq and is a predicted model, not a curated record. Gene Ontology annotation, biological process: defense response to other organism. Gene Ontology annotation, cellular component: plasma membrane. NCBI's taxonomy places the organism in Eukaryota, Viridiplantae, Streptophyta, Magnoliopsida, Fagales, Betulaceae.